AUGCCUCCUAGCUCACUCCUGUCCAUAUCUGGACCACUAUUUACCAGUGCAGAGCUGGAUACAGCUGCUGUGCCGGAAAAAUGCUUCAUUCGCUCACUCUUAUCACAAGUUAAGACUCCACGUUUCAAAUUCAUUGCACCUGGGCUCGAGGUGCCGCAUGACAAGGAGGCUUUUGCUGGACGACAGCAGUUUACCAGCAUAUAUCAUGAAGAGGAUAGUAUUCCCGGAGUCUUACUAUUUGCAGCUUCAAACCAGCUAGUGGAUCUCAACUCCGAGAUCUCUAGCAUAUUCUCCAUCGCGCAUAGGGGUACGAGCAUAGACAAUAGUGAUCCUAUUCCCACCGGGCUCUAUAGUGAGCCUGUGCGCCGGGCAGCUUAUGAUACGGAGGAGGCGGGUUUUCGACUCGUGCUCCCAUUUGCACUUCGUCCUGGCAUUUGGAGAGACGAGGAGGGGGCUAGGAUGAGUGAUGGGAGACCAGUUCCUCAGGAUUCAUUCACGGAACUCUUCCAGCAUGGUCGGUUUCAUCCGUUCGGCGGCGAGUGGCGACCGCAGAGAAUGGAGAGACUGUUUGAACGGUGGACAGAGCUGGUUGAAAGUGGUGUAUGGACAGUGGGUGAAUAUGGCGUGGAGGGAGGCGUUGAGAAAUUCGGGGAUGCGGAUAAGGGUGCCUGGAGAGACUAUUUUAUUGCACCAAGCUGGUGA
Molecule: messenger RNA, 702 nt
Organism: Penicillium waksmanii
Lineage: Eukaryota; Fungi; Ascomycota; Eurotiomycetes; Eurotiales; Aspergillaceae
Exons: 1
Coding region: 1-702 (233 amino acids)
Source: RefSeq, a predicted model, not a curated record